UAUAUAUACAUAUAUAUUGCCUGAAGCGAAUUCAUGAAUAAGUUUUAAGGUAAAUGAUCCUUGUUGAUGAGAGCGAGAGAGACCGGUAUUGGUAUAUAGAUAUAAAAUCGAGAAGAUUCCGAGGAUAGUUACAAGAGAAUCUUCAAAGGAACAUGAUCGAGAUUCUGCUGCUAUUGAAUAUUAUUGGAGCGUUUUGCUCUCCGAUUGAACUUUAUGCGGAUCAAAAGUUUCUCGAUGAGGAAAAUGAAGCCGAAGUAAUUAUUGCCGUGGAACCACUUCGAGGAGUGGAAAAUCUACAUGAAAAAUCAAUUCCAAUAUUUCGUUUAAAAUAUCCAUCAUACGUGCCAACAAAUAAUUUACAUGAAAAAUCACAAUUACCAUUAAAUCAUAUGGGUACAAAAAAUCUUCAUGCAAAACAAAUUUUGCCAAUUACAACAAAUUCAAAAACAUUUUCUAAUAAUGAUAACGAUUAUCUAUUUUCCACAUAUCCUAAAAAUCAAUAUGAACAUGUUUAAAAAAUUAUAAAUUUCAUAUUUAUUUUUUUAAAUAUACAAAUGUGAGUUAAAUAUUUUUUCCCAUAUUUUUUUAAAUAAAAUUAAUAUUUUUAUAAUAUAAUAUAUAUAUAUAUAUAUAUAAUUAUUAUAUUAACUAUUUAAUACUAUUAAUGUUAAUUUAUUGUUUAUUUGUACAAUAAUUUGAAAAAUUAUAAUAAAAAAGAAAUUUUA
Molecule: messenger RNA, 725 nt
Organism: Leptopilina boulardi
Lineage: Eukaryota; Metazoa; Arthropoda; Insecta; Hymenoptera; Figitidae
Exons: 2
Coding region: 153-515 (120 amino acids)
Source: RefSeq, a predicted model, not a curated record